Molecule: messenger RNA, 981 nt
Organism: Symbiodinium natans
Lineage: Eukaryota; Dinophyceae; Suessiales; Symbiodiniaceae
Source: the annotation of a GenBank genome assembly
AUGGAUGCCAAGAAGCACCACCAUGAGGAUGGGGAGAGGAUCCAGGUGUUCCAGCCGCAAAUCCGGGAGAUUGAGGAGGAAGAUCAAGAUGAGGAGCCCAUCCCCUUUCAAGAAACAGUUUGGAACGUGGUUCUUGUCCUCGGCUUCACGGGGGCCGGCUGGAUGGACAUCCUUCUGACCCUGCUCCUUGCGGUAGGGAGCAUCUUCAUGCAAGUGAUGUUCAUCUGGGUGCUCUGCAGCCCUUCCUUUGUGGGCGGCGAGUUCCGGCUGGAGAUCGCAGCUGCCAGAGCUUGGAGAGCCAGUAUCGCACACGACGCGAAGUACAGGGACUUGUCGGGGACCAGCCUCGCAUCCCGUGUCUGCAAUGGGGACGGCUCCCUGAUCCAAUCCAAUGAACAAGCCAACCUCCUUUCGGACAUCAACCAAUUCCUUGGCAAUGGCAGCGAGAGCUUCUCCAGGGCAGGCCUGCCACCUGGGAUUAUCCUCAGCGGGCUUUGCAUCCUGCUUUGGUGCAUGUACUUGAGCAAAGAGUUCCGCGCCAUCUGGAUCUCCGUAGAGGCAUCCCUGCAGAUGCCGCGGGCACGGAGAACGGUCUUCAACAACGGGCGCUUCAUCGCCGUCUCCUACGCCCGACUGGUGGUGUUCUUGACGCUGCGCUUAUAUCGCGUUGGGGUGGCUGGCUUGCUCCUCUAUGCUGGUCAGCAGUGGCUUGCGAAAACUACGAACAUCACCGACCUCAUCUUGAAUGCCGCUGCUCUGGGAACUAUCCUGGAGAUAGACGAGGUGGUUUUUUCCUCGAUGCUGCCGAAGAAGAUCCAGGCGGCCGUCUACGACUUAGAGGCCAUCAAGGUGCGAUACACCCGAGUGAAGAGCCAACUUGAAGCCGCCGUGGUCUUCAUCGGGGUGGUCGCGAUGUUGUUUUUUGCUGCAGACCUCCUUGGCAUGGCCAGUUUCGAGGUAACGAAUCAGGUCGCAACGUAG